Prorocentrum cordatum is the source of this 1078-nucleotide messenger RNA. Lineage: Eukaryota; Dinophyceae; Prorocentrales; Prorocentraceae. The record is from the annotation of a GenBank genome assembly.
GGGAGAAGAGAGGAUACUAAUGCGUGAGGGAGGGGGAGAAUGUCCACUGGACGAGCGCGGUCCGCUACUCGCAAAGUGACUGCUCGCAAACGGCCCGGGUCCGCCGCAGGGGGGCGCUACGAUGUUUCGCGUCUCUUGGCGACCACCUGCUUUCUCGGAUGUUUGCGAUGUCCACCGGCGGAAGGAUAGCCGGACCAUGAACUCGCUGGAUUCCAUCCACUGGAGGGCCCGCGUCGACAAGGAGGAGCGCGCCUUCCUCGCCAAGAGGGACGUGCACGAGGCGGGCGCGCAGAAGGUGUCGCGGCGGGGCCGCAAAGAGCGCGGCACGGCCAAGUCGAACAGCCUCGCGAGGCUGCCAGAGGACCUGCGUGCCAUCACGAGCUUUGGCAACGCGGCCGAGCGGACGAUGAUCAACGCCCGCCCGGGGGAGACGGCGUGCGGCGGAAGGGGCCAGACUCAGAGCGCGGCGGAGCUGCGGUUCGUGCGGGACACGGAGGAGGCCCCGUGGCACCCGCAGCAGAGGAUACACGUGUACCGCCCGGUCUUCGUGAUGGCGGGCACCGCCCCAGCGGCCGGCGACGCCGCCCUGGGGAGCUGGGCCAAGCCGCCCGCGGGGGUGGCCACCAACAAGGAGCCCCGCGAGCGCGAGCUUCGAGUCGGCGACCGCAGCCAAGACGCUGACACAGCAGCCGAAGAAGAAACAGCGCCCUAAACAUAUAAGUGUUUGGCGCUCCGCGCAAAUUCCUCGGAUCCGCGCCGGGCCCUCCCGGCGGCCCAGGGCCAGGGGGGUCCAGCGGGGAUCCAAGAAGUCCGCGCGGAGCGCCAGAAGUUUGGAUGUUCACGGCGUGCCUCCUGAGAAGUCGGUGCCUGCAAGCAAGGCGCUGGCGUGAGGCACAGGUUGGGUUCGGCCGGGGCUCGGUGUUCCCAGGGUGGGUCCACGGCUGUGCCUCGGGUCUUGGGGAUGGCCACCAACAGGGAGCUCCGCGAGCGCAGGUUCUACAGUCAACCAUGGUAGUAAGGAUGGGGCAGCUGUCCAAGGCUAUCCUUGCAUCCUUGCCCCUUCGGUAUUCGGCAUCCC